CGAGCGCCGCUUCUUGGCGGCGCGCGCCCUGAGCUCUUUCCCCUGGCAGAGCCUAGAAGAGAAAUUAAGGGACUCAUCAGGUACUGAGCUGCUGCUGGAUAUUUUGCAGAAGAUGCAUAAGGGUCACCCAGGGCCAGAAUUCCAGGAAUCGGAUAACUGGGGUUUGCCCUGUAUUCACUUGAAGCUCAUGGGAGACUUAAGGCGGAGUCUCUCCAGCAACCCACACUGUGUUCCUCGUCACAGACCGUGAAGCAUCCUCUGUGCAUGAAGCAUCCACCCUCAGUGAAGUAUGCCUGGAGUUUUCUCUCAGAGCUCAUCAGAAAGCACGAGGCUAUCCACACGGAGCCUUUGGACGAGCUGUACGAGGCGUUGGCGGAGGUCCUGACGGCUGAGGAGCCCACCCAGUGCCACCGGAGCUACCUGCUGCCCUCCGGGGACUCUAUCACACUCUGCGAGAGCACGGCCAUCAUUUCCCACGGCACCACGGGCCUGGUCACGUGGAAUGCCGCGCUUUACCUGGCAGAGUGGGCCAUGGAGAACCCAGCGGGCUUUGCUCACAGGACUGUCUUAGAGCUUGGCAGUGGAGCCGGCCUCACGGGCCUGGCCAUUUGCAAGAUGUGCCGGCCCAGAGCAUACGUCUUCAGCGACUAUCACAGCCAUGUCCUCGAGCAGCUCCAAGGGAACGUCCUUCUCAACGGCCUCUCAUUGGAGCCAAAUGUCGCCGCCCUGGCCCAGCACCCAGAACACGACACCGCCGAUGCAGAGAGCCCCAGGGUGAUGGUGGCCCGGGUGGACUGGGAUGUUGUGACGGUCCCUCAGCUUGCUGCCUUCCAGCCGGACAUCGUCAUUGCCGCAGAUGUGCUAUAUUGCCCAGAAACUGUCCUCUCCCUGGUCGGGGUCCUGCAGAAGCUCUCUGCCUGCCAGAAGGACCAGCGGGUUCCUGACGCCUACGUUGCCUUCACCAUCCGCAACCCGGAGACAUGUCAGCUGUUCACCACGGAGCUGGGCCGGGCUGGAAUCCCGUGGGAAGAAGUGCCUCGUCACGACCAGAAACUGUUUCCCUACGAAGAGCACUCGGAGAUGGCAAUUCUGAAACUAAUGCUGUAGAUUUAUAAAUGGUUUUGAAGAAUAAUGUGAAAAUUAAAUCACUGUUCUGGAAAGAAUGUGAUAAAACUUGCACUGGACUUGAAUGUUUGAAGAAUGUUAAAUUCUGAAUCGGGAACCACAAACUGUUCGAAUAAAAUAUAAACUGUUCAAGCGUGUAGACCCCUCUCUGCCAGCUGGCUUAGUCCUUAAGAAAAUCACCAUAAAUCAGAAAUGAAAUUUUUGGCUCAGAGAUAAGCAUUUCAUUCGCGCAAAUAAAAAAACAAACCAAGUAUGUUCCCCCCAACCUGGACGCAAAUCCCUCACGGAGCCAAGCCCGCUGCACACGUGGCACAUCUGACUGC
Molecule: messenger RNA, 1448 nt
Organism: Globicephala melas (long-finned pilot whale)
Lineage: Eukaryota; Metazoa; Chordata; Mammalia; Artiodactyla; Delphinidae
Source: RefSeq, a predicted model, not a curated record